AUGCAAUAUGAUUUGCUAGUUCAUCUGGUACCAUUCGUUCUGCUGUUAUGGAGCUCAAGUACUACAACAGCAGCAUCGGGAGCUGAAACACCAAUGGCAAAGCAUAAUUGCGCAACACAUUGCGGAAAUAUUAGCAUCCCAUUCCCUUUCGGCAUUGGACCUCAUAAAGAUUGCUACUUUGACGAAUGGUUCGAAAUGGUGUGCAACCAGUCUUCUAGUGAGAGUCCUCACAAGCUUUACUUGAGGCGUGCCCAGUUGGAAGUGCUGAACGUUUAUGCUAAUGGCACGCUUCAAGUUAACAACCCCAUUGCUUUCUUCUGCGGCGAAUACAGAGGUCAGCAACCUGCGAAUUUGAGUGGAAGCCCUUUUGUAUACUCUGGGAAACACAACAAAUUCACAGCAGUGAGUUGUGGCUACCUUGCCUCGGUGAGCUCAGAAAAGUACUCAGAGAAGUAUCUUGUUGGAGGAUGCAGGUCAAUUUGUGAAGGGACUAGCAUAAGCCCUGAAGAUUGUGAAAUCGGUGUCAACUGUUGCCAGACUAGCAUCCCACCGCAUCUCAGUUUCAUCAGUACUGAUACAGAAGAUGAUAGCAGAGCAAGGGCAUGCAAGGAUAUAUAUGCAUUUUUUGGUUGA
Messenger RNA from Prunus armeniaca (apricot), 633 nucleotides. The record is from the annotation of a GenBank genome assembly. NCBI's taxonomy places the organism in Eukaryota, Viridiplantae, Streptophyta, Magnoliopsida, Rosales, Rosaceae.